Molecule: messenger RNA, 771 nt
Organism: Mucor mucedo
Lineage: Eukaryota; Fungi; Mucoromycota; Mucoromycetes; Mucorales; Mucoraceae
Exons: 1
Coding region: 97-402 (101 amino acids)
Source: RefSeq, a predicted model, not a curated record
AUUUGAAAAGGUAGAAUUGUUUCUAAUGUUAACAAGUACUUUUGACCUCAAGUUUUGAUUCAUAAAGAUGCUCCAUUUAAACUUUGGGACUUAAUUAUGACUCAAAAAAUAUUAGCACAGUUUUUUUUGUUACUUAUCUCGUUCUUCACAAUUGCUUUUUUUAGCUCCAUAAAAAUGCCUCCCACCAAUCCUAAAAUUGCUGUUGAUAGUUGUGUAUUUGCUACAAUGCACUAUUUACGUAAAACAGCCUUUGCCUCUGCUAUCCUCCCAGUCAACACCAACGCCCCAGGAACACGUUUUGAGGGCAAUAUCACGAGAAUGUACGAGGAUGGUCGCAUUGAUUACUGCAAUAUGACCUUUGACGUUCUUCCCGAUGUUUUUCUAUUGAUCCUCUUCGGGUGACGUGUCUCCGUUAUAGGGAUAAUGCUCCUCGUAGAAGACGCCAGGUCUAACAGCAACAGCAACAACCUAUCGCUAAAGACGAAUACACUGACCUUUUGGACGACGCCAUUUAAGCAGCUGCACCAAAUAAAAGCGACAAUAAAAGCAAUGAUAAAACAGUGGAUCUUAACUGAAAAUAAUGCAGCAUAAGUAUUGACCGACGCUUUAAUCGACCUGAUACAAGAUAUCAGUACAUAAACGCUUCUCUUCUUGGUCUUUCUGGGGACAGGAGCAACUCUUGUUUAAUGCUUUCUUCACUUCUUGCCUUGCGAUCACAUCCAAAGCGUAGUAAUUCCGGCUAUUAAUUACUGUGCAAGACAAUUAAAUUCC